UUGGACCAUGGGCAGUCACGUGGUGCAGUGCAGUCAGUCGCUGUGCCUGGAGCCAGCGCUGAGUGGAGCCUGUCUGCCAACAGCUUCAGCAGCGGCUCUAUCUGGACCUUACUACACUCACUGACAAUUAAAGGAGGCCCGUUUUUCUUCCAUUUUCAAGGAAUACUCUUCACCAUGGGCGACAAAAAGAGCCCUACCAGGCCAAAAAGACAAGCCAAACAGAACGCAGACGACGGCUACUGGGACUGUAGCGUGUGCACCUUCAGAAACACCGCCGAGGCUUUUAAAUGCAGCAUCUGCGACGUGAGGAAGGGCACUUCCACAAGGAAACCCAGGAUCAACUCCCAGCUGGUUGCCCAGCAGGCGGCUCAGCAGUACUCGAUGCCUCCACCACCGAAGAAGGAGCGGAGGGAGAGGAGUGAGCGCCCAGAGAAGGAGCGUCCAGAUGGAGAAGGAGAGCGAGCCAACGGUGUAGGACGCCCCGAUGUCGAGCGCCCCGAUGUCGAGCGCCCUGACAUCGAGCGCCCAGAGGGAGUGCGGUCAGAAGCAGACCCCCCUGAGAAAGACAAAAUCGAGAAAGAACUGCCAAUCAAAGACAAACCUGACGGAGAGAAGGAGAUCAGCCCAGCCAUCACAAAGAAGCCCAGCAGCAAAAAGACCCGACCAAAGUCAGAAAACCAUCAGAGCCCCCCUAGUGACAAACACAGCAUACAGUCUGGCAAAUCGGUGACCAAGACCAACAACAAGAACUCUCACAUUUCCAGACCAAAACUGAAGAACAUUGACAGAAGCACCGCCCAGCAGUUGGCCAUCACUGUGGGAAACGUGACAGUUAUCAUAACAGACUUUAAGGAGAAGACCCGAUCUUCCUCCACUUCCUCGUCCACCAUCACGUCCAGUGCGGGCUCCGAACAGCAGCACCAGAGCUCUGGCUCAGAGAGCAUGGACAAGGGCUCGUCACGCGCCUCCACGCCUAAAGGAGAUCUCUCCGUGGGGCACGACGAGUCGUUCUGAAGGUCUUGCCUAUUGUUUUUUUUUGUCACCUCCUUGUCCUGUCCUGACCUUGCUCCAGUUCCAGACCCCCGCCCGUUCCCUCUCACAUGUUUUUGGACACUAUGGAUCCCUCUAAGGGAGAGACUUUUUCACCCUGCCCACUGCUGCCCUGCCUCCAUUCCGUGAGCCGCCCCUGGAUGCUGAGAGGAUCAGUGUGAAUAAAACAGCCUUUCUUGGAGGAACCUACCUUGCACCGUUGGCACAGAAGAGGAGAGUUUGGGCUGCAAAGAGUAAACGCCCCCCCUCCCCUUCCACCUCAUCUCAACCUCACCCUGCGGUAGCUUCCAGACACUUGUAUGUAUUGUUUUAUAUUUGUAUGUGGAUGUGAGGCCAAGUCAACCUUUUUCUUUUUCUAAAGAGGAAUUCUUCCCUGGGCACAAUAUCCACCGGCAUAUUAAUAACUUUAAACUAUUAUUAUACAAUUAUUUAUUACCUGUUGCACCUGUAUACUUUGGUCUUCUUCUUCUUUAUGUUGAAGCUUUGCUGCGUAGCUCUGCCCAUUGGUUGUUUGUUCAGUGUUUUUACUACAGUUUGAAAAUGAAAGGACAAGACUCGAGGCACAGACAAUGUUUUUUUUGUUUUGUUUUUUUUCUCUUUUACACAUAUUGGUGCUAGAUACACUGUGAAGCGGAUUAGCAGAUCUGGAAUUGCCCAUUCAGCUAAUGUGACAAAGUGCUGGUGAAUUGAAUUCACUAUCUGUCUCACUCUCAACACUGGCGCGUGGACCUCCGUGGGGUCCGCAGGCUCCUCCUGUACUGGUCAGUGAGCAUCAGAAGAAGAAUCUCAUGGCAGAGCUUUCAGCUCCUCUGUCAAUCAUUUACAAUACUAUAGCAGAAUCUCUAUCCUCUCUCUCCCUAACUGCACAGUAUAGGCGGUUGUGUUAAACACUAAAAAAGCUGGUGAUAUUUUCUGCAUUCCAUUCCUAAAAUGUUGAGUUUGUGGCUUCGGCUGAAGGUAGAGCUCUUAUCAUGUGAGCUGAGCUUCUCUUUUGUUUGUUUGUUUGUUUUGUUUUGUUGUGACUGAAGGAUGGUAACAUACAGUUACAUAUGGUGAAACCAUAUUCGAACUGUAAAGAGAAUCUCAACUUUUUGUGUCGAGGCAUUUGUGAAUCUUUUUUUUUUUAUUUUGUUUUUAUUUUCCCAUUUCCUUUCGCUGUGGCCCUGAAGACGAUUAUUUCAAUCUUCAAUCACCCUCCCAACCUGAGUUCCCCACAAUCUAAGUGCAAGGAUGUGUACAAGUUGCAAAGAGUGACAAUUCAAUUGACCAUUUUUUAAAUUAUUUUUUAAGACUCCUGCCAUUGAAGGUAAAAAAAGAAAGCGUAUCAAAUGGAACGAAACUGCUCUUUUCAAUUGUUUUGAACAGAUAGAUUUAUUUAAAAGGGUUUUAAUUCACCCAAGCCCAUACCAGACCAACUUAAAAUUUCCUCUUCUUCUGUAUGAAUUGUAUAAAGAAUAAAUGUGUAUAUGAUAUCUUAGUUUUAUUUAUUGAAGGACCAAAGGAAUUUCAUGACGUGAUGCAUAGACAGAUGAAUAACAAUUUGAAAAUGCAAAUAUCUUAUGUGUGAGAUGAAUAACAGUUUAAAUAAAGACUAAUAUAAUCCAUGUAAAUGGUGUUCUUAUUGUCCACUCAUGGUCUCUGUGCUCGGCUGGAUCUGGACAGAGAGUUGUCAGAGCUCCACCCGGUCCCCACUUUUGAAUGUGGUACAAAGAAGCGGGCCAGGUGAGAGGAGGUCCAGGUUUUCUAAGGCUUAACCUUGGUCUUAGAAAACCUGCUUUUGACUUUGCUGCUCCGCAUCAGUCCAAUCCAGUCCAGUUCAGUUCAGUCCAGCUGCCCCACUGACCUUAGGCUAAGCCUCCCUGGAGCAGAGCAAAAACCAGGUUAGGCGAGGUUACAGUGUCCAGGGUGAGAUCCACCUGUGUUCUGUAAGAAGAUGUUCACUUCCAGGAAAUGACGUGUUCAAAGCCUUUGUUCUGUUCUUCCGAAGCUUAUUGUUAUCUUGUAAUUAUGUACAUUACUGCAUACAAAUAUGUAAUCAGUGUUGAAAGUGAGGAGAAGUGUUGUGAAUAAGGGACCGGUGGGAGUGCCGGAGGGGAUGCGAGGGAGGGUGACGGGGCGGCGACGUGUUCAGUCUGAUUUUUACUAAGAAUUCAAACCUGCUUUGUAAUGCAACCUGUUAGAAAAUGGGCCCAAGAAGCCAUCUUUGUUCACCUGCCUUAUCUGCAACCAUUCACUGACUGAGUACUGCAACAGAAAGGAUUCAUGGGUAAAUUAUUAUUGAGCAAUGGCCAUUUGCUGGGAAUAUGAAUUUUGCUUGUAAAUAGAAUUUUAAAAGUGUAAAAGCAAACACUAUGAAUGAUAGCAUUGGAGCUGAAGUCUUUUUUGUUUCUUGUUUCCUUUUCCGCGCAAGCAGUUCUGUUCUUGUGUGCGACCAGUAACCUUAAUUUACUGUGUAAAGAUGGUUACAUUUUUUAGCUUUGUUUGUCACAGACCCAAAUAUUAAAUGCUUGUUUUAAAUGACUGUAUAAUCUUAACCGUGAAUUUCCAUUUAAGUGUAUUAUACAAACUCAUUUCCUUCUAUAACAAUGUCUUGUACAAUGCUUUUAAAGUAAAUGCUCUGUUUUAAAAAAUGAAAAACAAAAAAAAGUUGUAGAGACAGUACAAUAAUCCAUUUUUUUUUUGUUUAAUCCAGUUUUGUUUUUUUCUCCUUUUGUUUGUUUUUUGUUUAUGUUAACUUAUAGCUGAUGUGUCAUUGUUUCCCCUUGUGAAAUGGUCACAUUCUGUUCCUGGUGUACGCAGCAUUUUCAGCAGAUCAAAGCUCCAUGUCUUAGCUUCUAAUGUUGAAAUAAUACAUGUUUCUGGCAUGUGCACGACUUUGCGCUAAUAGGCUAACCUGAUCAUUUCCCUCUGCUUCAAAUAGAAAUGUCUAUUUAUGAAUUUUGCUUGUAGUUUUUCACAAAUAAAAUUGUUAAUGUUAUCUA
Cynoglossus semilaevis (tongue sole) is the source of this 4031-nucleotide messenger RNA. It is a transcript of the gene rybpb, whose product is annotated as RING1 and YY1 binding protein b. Gene Ontology annotation, molecular function: transcription coregulator activity; DNA binding. The transcript is spliced from 5 exons. Gene Ontology annotation, cellular component: nucleus. NCBI's taxonomy places the organism in Eukaryota, Metazoa, Chordata, Actinopteri, Pleuronectiformes, Cynoglossidae. The coding region runs from base 175 to 1014 and encodes 279 amino acids. Gene Ontology annotation, biological process: positive regulation of DNA-templated transcription. The record is from RefSeq and is a predicted model, not a curated record.